Lithohypha guttulata is the source of this 3081-nucleotide messenger RNA. RefSeq lists its product as uncharacterized. NCBI's taxonomy places the organism in Eukaryota, Fungi, Ascomycota, Eurotiomycetes, Chaetothyriales, Trichomeriaceae. The coding region runs from base 1 to 3081 and encodes 1026 amino acids. The transcript has 4 exons. Gene Ontology annotation, molecular function: DNA-binding transcription factor activity, RNA polymerase II-specific; transcription cis-regulatory region binding; catalytic activity. The record is from RefSeq and is a predicted model, not a curated record. Gene Ontology annotation, biological process: regulation of DNA-templated transcription; DNA-templated transcription. Gene Ontology annotation, cellular component: nucleus.
AUGGCUCAAGCCAAAUUCUUCUCUAUGGGCACGCAUCGAUUCGCUGAUAUCACAUCCGAGCCAGAAGUGGUACGCAUAAAAUAUGUCGAUACUCAACCAGCUAAAGGUACCUCGAACAAAGGCACAAUCAUGCUGAUCCAUGGCUUUCCCCAGACUGGGUACCAGUUCCGCAAGGUCAUCCCUCUACUUGCCGACGGCGGCUAUCGUACCAUCGUACCUGAUUAUCGCGGAUCAGGAGAUUCCACCAAGCCGAUGAAUCUUUCGGGCUACUCUAAGACCAGCAUGGCAACUGAUUUGCACACCCUUGUCAAGACUCACCUCCAGAUACAAGACAAAAUCCAUGUUGUCGGCCACGACAUUGGUGGCAUGAUAGCUCACGCGUAUGCAGCACUGUUCCCAGCAGACACAGCAAGUAUCAUCUGGGGAGAAUGCCCUCUCCCAGGAACCAAAUUCUAUCAAGAGACAAAAGACAGCUCGAUGCUCUGGCAUUUCAAUUUCCACAAGGUCCUGGACUUGCCGGAACUGUUGAUCAAGGGCAACGAACGAGCGUACUUGAAACACUUCUAUAACAAACUGAGUCAUAAUCCUGCGGCCAUAACGCCGGAGGAUCUUGACCAUUAUACAAACCUGUAUGCGCAACCUGGCAGUAUGAGAGCCGGUAUUAAUGUUUAUCGACUGUUCGAGCAGGAUGCAGAGGAUAACAAGUCGAUUCGAGACCGCAAUGGGAAGUCGAAGGUGAGAUGUUUGACACUGAACGGGGCGAAGAGUUUUUUGAAGCAAGCAGCAGCCGAUGAGGCACAGGAAUUUUAUGAAGACUUUCGAGUAGCGGAGGUGGAUGAAGCCAUGCAUUGGAUCGCUGAAGAGAACCCACAAGCCUUCGUCAAGGAGACAUUCCAUGCCAAAAUCCUGCAGCAAAGUGCAACACCCAGCGCAGCGAUAUCGGCAAAGCUGGCUAUCAUUAACUCUCCAGCACACCGCAGCGACGGCGGGCUCUCGAGUCCUGUCCAACUGCACCAUCACAAACGUGAUGCCUCGACAGCAGGACUCGACACAUCUCCCGGCAGUGCUGAGUCACCAGACCACAAUGAUGUCGACCCACGCAAGAGACCUGUAAAGAGGGCAUGUAACGAAUGCAGACAGCAGAAGCUACGCUGCGAUGUUGUGCAGGAACCAUGGCAGACCUGCAGCCGGUGCCGACGCCUUACCCUCGAAUGCAAAAUUGAGGACAACUUCAAGAGGAUAGGAAAGCGGUCACGUAAUGCUGAGAUGGAACGUGAGAUCAUCGAGUUACGGAAACAAGUCGCUACCCAAAAUGCACAACAACAGCUUGGCCUACCUCCGACGUUGACUCAAACGACGGCCGUCACCAAUGAAGCUGCUGCUGGUCUCCUUGACCUUAGGGAUGGUGGGAGCCGUGGCGGCCUGAAGCGACUCGGCGAUGUUGUUCUCACCCUUGAUCAGAUACAUGAAGUCUUCCAGCGAUUCUUCAAAUUCUGUCACCCGUUCCUACCUUUCCUGAACCAGGAUCGGCCACCAGAAGAUUACUAUUCGAAGUCCCCUCUGUUGUUCUGGACAAUAUGUUUGGUAGGAUCAAGACAUUGGACAUCGGAACAGCAGCUGUUCCCAACCUUGGCGAGACAAGUUCAAGCCCUGGUUUGGUCGACACUCGGUGAAGUUCCACAAAACUACCACCAUGUGAAGGCUCUCAUCCUACUGUGUGCUUGGCCAUUGCCCACUAGCAGUACCUCUACAGAUGCAACUUUCAUGCUAGCAGGGAUAAUGAUGCAGAUAGCCUUGCAAAUUGGCUUGCAUAGACCUGACCAUGCACAAGAUUUCACAAAGUUUAGGGUCGAACUUCGACAAGCAGAAUUGCAGGAUCGUGUUGUGACCUGGUGCGUAUGCAAUAUGGUAGCUCAGCGUAUUGCUACCGCAUACGGUCAACCGGCUCAGACCAUCUACGACUGGGCUUUAGGUCCUAAACCCAUCGAGUCAAACCCGAACUACGAGUUGCCAGCUGACAUAUACGCCCGUCUACAGAUCGAGAAAUUCGUCGACAAGGUCUCCAAGACGAUUUACACGAAUCCCACGGAUCCUGUAGGAUUGCCAGAGGACCACAUUCGUUCCGAAUUGGUGAAGCUUCUGGACCAAGAUUUGAAGGAGUUGGAGCACAAUCUGGAAGCUGAUCAAUCACAAAGCUCGGCUAUGACCAGGAUAUAUCUCAAGUCGGCCGCACUUCACCUUCACAUGAGUGCCUUCUUCUCUCAUCGUGACCUGCCGUCCUACAGAACCGACAUGCAUGCACUCUACCAAGCCACAGUCGACGUGUUGGAAGCCUGUCUCAGCUUGGAGUCUGAGUAUAGCAUCAACCUGCCCUCUAACUAUUCACACGGGCUGUCCUUGUCCUAUGCUACAAACUACAUAUUCCAUAUCAUGUUGGCCGCAGGCUUCUCUUUACUGAAGCUAAUGAACCAUUUUCUACCACAAAACGGUCUUGACAUUCAGCUCGAUGGAGCUACCGGCUUACUGAAGAGGACUCUCUGGGCCUUGAGAAGUGCAAGCGUUCUAGAAAAUGAUCUAGCCGAGAGACUGUCAGAAGUACUCGCUCAAGUUUGGAAGACUGGUAUCAAAAAGCUCGACGGGGGAUCAGCAAGUGCUUCUGAAGAACCAUCUGAUGAUCUCGGAAUCCGAGUCCGGUGUCGGAUGUCCAUGUCGGUUGUCUUUGAUUCGGUUUGGAGAUGGCGAAAGAAAUUUCAGGAUCAGCGUCCGCCUCCAGAUCCAGCUCGAUUUUUCAGAGCGAAUGGCGAAGCGGUCGCCACAGACCCUACAAUAACGGCCACGGCCGUUUCUAUGCCAAACCACAGCGACACAAUAUCUACACCCAUGAUCUCUGGUAUCGCACCUGUCAUUCCUGGUAUGGCAGGUAUGCCCACUGGCAUUGCAGAUGAUUUUGUGACGGACCCUUAUGCAUCGUAUGAAGUUUUCGAUUCCCUUAAUUGGGUAUUGGAUGGCACAGCUGAUUUCCCUUUCACCUUCCCGAGUACUUCAGACGACCACACGAAGUUCUUGUCCACUGACUUGUAG